UGCUCUGAGGACCUGGACAGGCCAUGCCACUGAAACACUAUCUCCUUUUGCUGGUGGGCUGCCAGGCCUGGGCUGCAGGCUUGGCCUACUAUGGUUGCCCUAGUGAGUGUACCUGUUCCCGGGCCUCCCAGGUAGAGUGCACAGGGGCACGAAUUGUGGCAGUGCCCACCCCUCUGCCUUGGAAUGCUAUGAGCCUGCAGAUACUCAACACACACAUCACUGAGAUCACGGAGGCCCCAUUCAUCAACAUCUCAGCACUCAUCGCCCUGAGGAUGGAGAAGAACGAACUGUCGAACAUCAUGCCUGGUGCCUUCCGCAACCUGGGCUCACUGCGCUAUCUCAGCCUUGCCAACAACAAAAUCCAGAUGCUGCCCCCUGGCCUCUUUCAGGGCCUAGACAACCUGGAAUCCCUUCUGCUGUCCAAUAACCAACUGGCUCAGAUCCAGCCAGCCCAGUUCUCCCAGUUUAGUAAUCUUAGGGAACUCCAGUUGCAUGGCAACAAUCUGGAAUACAUCCCUGAAGGUGCCUUUGAUCACCUGGUGGGACUCACCAAGCUCAAUCUGGGUAAGAACGGCUUCACCCACCUGUCACCUAGGGUCUUCCAGCAUCUCGGCAACCUCCAAGUGCUCCGGCUAUAUGAAAACAGGCUUUCAGACAUCCCCAUGGGCACUUUUGAUGCCCUGGGCAACCUCCAGGAGCUGGCCCUCCAGGAGAACCAGAUUGGCACACUGUCCCCUGGCCUGUUCCACAAUAACCGCAACCUCCAGAGACUGUAUCUGUCCAACAACCACAUCUCACAGCUGCCCCCUGGCAUUUUCAUGCAGCUGCCUCAGCUCAACAAGCUCACACUCUUCGGCAAUUCCCUGAAGGAGCUCUCCCCGGGGAUCUUCGGGCCUAUGCCCAACCUGAGGGAGCUUUGGCUGUACAACAACCACAUCACCUCCAUCCCUGACAACACCUUCAUCAACCUGCCCCAGUUGCAGGUUCUGAUUCUCAGUCACAACCAGCUCAACUCCAUCUCCCCGGGAGCCUUCAAUGGCUUGACAAACCUGCGAGAGCUGUCCCUUCACACCAAUGCUCUACAGGACCUGGAUGGAAAUGUCUUCCGAGCGCUGGCCAACCUGCAGAACAUCUCCCUCCAAAAUAACCGCAUCCGACAGCUCCCUGGCAGCAUCUUCGCCAAUGUCAACGGCCUCACCACCAUCCAGCUACAGAACAACAACCUAGAGAACUUGCCCUUGGGCAUCUUUGAUCACUUGGUGAACCUGUGUGAGCUCCGUCUCUAUGACAACCCCUGGAGGUGUGACUCAGGUAUCCUCCCACUCCAUAACUGGCUCAUUCUCAACAGAGCCAGGUUGGGGACAGACACUCUUCCAGUGUGUUCCAGCCCAGCCAACGUCCGAGGCCAGUCUCUUGUCAUCAUCAAUAUCAAUCUCCCUGUGCCCAGUGUCCAGGCUCCUGAAGUAUCUAGCUACCCGGAAGUGCCACGUUAUGCAGACCCUGAUCUAGCUGGGUCACCCAGCUAUCCUGACACCACAUCCAUUUCCUCUACCACAGAGAUCACCACUGCCCUAGAAGACUACACCGACCUGACCACCAUUGAAGCCACUGAUGACCGCAAUACGUGGGGCAUGACUGAUGCCCAGACUGGGCUGGCCAUUGCUGCCAUUGUGAUCGGCAUCAUUGCUUUGGCCUGUUCCCUAGCUGCUUGUAUCUGCUGCUGCUGCUGCAAAAAGAGGAGCCAGGCAGUCCUGAUGCAGAUGAAGGCUCCCAAUGAGUGUUAGGGAAGCAGGCUCAAGCAGGGCUGGGGAAGGAUGAAACCAGAGG
This is a messenger RNA of Phodopus roborovskii (desert hamster), 1827 nucleotides long. RefSeq names its product leucine rich repeat containing 15 (gene Lrrc15). The transcript is spliced from 2 exons. Bases 24 to 1784 code for a protein of 586 amino acids. The record is from RefSeq and is a predicted model, not a curated record. NCBI's taxonomy places the organism in Eukaryota, Metazoa, Chordata, Mammalia, Rodentia, Cricetidae. Gene Ontology annotation, molecular function: protein binding.